Molecule: messenger RNA, 3548 nt
Organism: Corticium candelabrum
Lineage: Eukaryota; Metazoa; Porifera; Homoscleromorpha; Homosclerophorida; Plakinidae
Exons: 6
Coding region: 3-3548 (1181 amino acids)
Molecular function (GO): GTP binding
Source: RefSeq, a predicted model, not a curated record
CCAUGGCUUUAGUAACAAGUAGCGUAAGAGACCCUAAAUGGGAAGAGGUGUUGAAGCCCAGACUACUAGCUGUGGCCGAGACGUUGAGUCCACUUCGGAAUCGACUUCCGGCACGACUUUUUACUAGGGGCCUCAUUAAUGACGACGAAUAUGAGCGUUUCAGCAAGUCAGCCAAGACAGAAACGGACGUGGCUCUGGACAUUCUAGCUGUACUUGCUAAACAAAGUUCCGGAUGGUUUGACAAAUUUUGCGACGUUCUUUUGGAAACUAAAGAUAAGACACUAGAUGAUUUGGAGAAGAGUCUUCGACCACAUCGUCUAGUCGGCACCUCAAAUGAUACUCAUUGCAUGCGACAGUUUCCUGAAAUGAUGAUUGGCGACGGUCGUCUCAUUUCUAAGAAGGAUGACAGUUUUCUCACAGUUGAGCUGGAAAGGCUUUCUUCAGAAAAGGAAUGCUUUUUGGCGUUUUUAUCCGAGAAAGCUAUUGUGUUGCAACAACUACAAACAUGUCUUCAGUCUGCCAUCAAUGCCUUGAUAUCUGACCAAGUGUUUACUAGGGAAGCUGUUGCAAAAGUUAGUAACAUUUUGGAAGAACUGGACGAUCCAGAAUUAGCAUCAGAAACUCUUUACGACAUGGUGACCGACAAAGCUCGAAGCGACCUUCGCAUCGUAGUGAAGUUUUUGAAGUCUGUUGGCAAAGUGAACUCGACCAUUUGCAACCUUUUGCGUUCAUCUUCACGAUUAACCUGGCAAAAGCUGAAAGAAAACCGAAGUGGCAUUGUAGAGAUUAAUAUUUCUGUCAUUGAUGCAUGUGUUGAGAAGGGCAUCAUUACACAGAAACAGCACGAGGCUCUCAUGGCAGCCAAACAACUGAGAAAGUCUGAAUUUGUCGCUAACGGAUUUUUUCGUAUGUUGGAAAAGUUGUCUGAACACGAUGAAGGGUCCCAGCUGGCAGAAUUUGAGAAGAUACUCAAGGACAAGCAGCCAGAGGUACUAAAGAUAUUGCUGAAAGCCGAUUUUGAAGCUCAUACUCAUGCCCGUCACACCAUCCGUAGUCCGUUACCAGUAGUUCCAGUUUGGGCAAAUCAAGGGAACAAUAGGGACAAUAAGUCUUAUCAGUUGCCCGUUGCUGUGUCGACUGCAGGUAGCAUGGGUAGUUCAUCGAUAGACUCUGGGCAAGUUGCUAUUGCUUUGACGAGUUCUUCAGCUCAAUCUUUUGCUGCUUGCGGUAAGAGACUUAUUGAUCUAUUGUACCAAAGUUUCUAUACGAGAGAUUUCUGUACAGAUUCUAACUCUACGAAUAAUUCUCAGACACUUGAUCUGUUUGGUAAUACAGAUGAUUCUUAUUUGAUGAGCGAGAAGCGAAAAUUUCACGAAAUGAUGAUUGGUGACGGUCGUCCGAAUUCUACAAACGAUGACAGUCUUCUCACAGUCGAGCUGGAACAUCUCUCUCCAGACAAGGUAAUCGAUAUCUAUCGUAAAUGUGGCGGCAAGGGGUUUGUUGCCCAUCUCAAGUCCUAUCUAGUGGAUUUGUUGAAACGAAGAGAAAACUUUCAAUCAGUUGUAGAUGUGUUUGUUUCCGCCUGGGCAAAACAAACGAGGGCAGGCGAAACUGCUGCACUUCCUCGUUUGCUGUUGGAGCUAACGCUCAAAGAUAUUUUUAUUGCUUUGUUAGAGGUAAUGGCUGAUGCAGUUCACAGUCGCCUCGUGUCUCUUUAUUCAAAUCUGUAUUGCGCUGUUCCGGUCGCUUACGUUCUUCAGCAUCCUGAAGGCGGUUCUCGAACAGUCACAAACUUUCCAUCUCUUCAAGAUGUUCUUGCAGUCCCAAGUUAUCCACUCGUCGUAUCAUGUGGUACAGCAAACUCUGUACGGAAAGGAAAAUCGACAUUGACGGGAAAGUUGAUAGGACAACUAGAGACUACGUCGUUAGGUUUUGAUUCGUUUGAUGUGUGCUCAGACGAAGGUGAUGGCAGUUUAUGUCACUCCCCUUCUAUUGAUCUUUUACUUGAGGUCAAAUCUAACGUUCCUUUCGGUCUCAACUUUGCCGAUGUUCACGGGUUUACGAAUGAGAAAGCGUUUUGUUAUGCUUUGUCCACUCUUUGCUCGGUCGCAGCUCUAGUACUUGUUCACGUGACUGCUAAUGACUUUGGUUCUCGAGGUUAUCUUGGUGACAGUUUGCGAUCGUUUUUACUAAACAGUUGUAAUCUUUACUGCAGCAACGCAAAGAUUGCCAUUUUCGUUCGUGAUAUUCCCAGCAGUGCAGAAAUGUCCCCUAACAUUCCACGAUUGCCAUCAAUUAAUCAAUCGCUAGGAGAGAUUUUUCCUAAUAGAAUAGCACGAGUUGUGUUCGUCGAAGAUCUUGCCAAAUGUCGUACUGAUAAGCAGCGACAGAUGACUGUUAUACGUAUUAGAGAUGAGAUGGCACCGAUAUUUGAGAAUCUUCAACAACGAUUACCUUGCUCCGAAGUUAUUCACAAUCGGUUUGAGUCUUUCUGCUCUGGACAAGCCGAAGUCUUAGGCUCUCUUCUACCAAGAACUCAGUGUGCCAGACGAUUAAACGGAUUUUCUUCGUUAGGGAGAAAAACAUUUGAGGCUCUUGAAAUAAGUAAUCCGAAGAAAGGCGAGCUUGCUAACCGUCUCUUUCCUCUAACAGCAAUCUGCGCCUCUAAGGCUAAGAACCGUGACCGGGAAAAAGAACUUCAUAUAAUUGGAGUUAAAGGGAAUAGAGGUGAGACUCACGUAGAAUUAGCAAAACUAAGACAAGAGAUGAAAGAGUUGAAGACGCGAAAGCAAAAGACUUGCUCGAUAUCUCGUCCAGUCGAACUAUUCAUUAGUCUUGUUUCAGACAAAAAGCGUCACCAAUUGGCAGAAUUUCAACAUUACUUGGAGGUGUGGAAAGCGCAAUAUAUCGAACCUCUCUUUCACGAGAGACGACAUCUAAUGGACCGACUGGAAUCAGCUCGAUGGUCAUAUCAACCGGAAAGUGAAGAGCAAAGUCAAGAAAGAACAGAUGUCAUACGCGAGCUAGAGGAAGUCUCGUUUCGCAUUGACCAGUUUGAUAUAUCGAUAGACUCUUUCUGGAGUGAGUUGAUGGAACUUUGUGCUUUACUAGAAGAUGAUACGAUAAUAAAUGAUCAUUUGAGAAAACUCCGUCUAGACCCCCGGGUAAUUAAGCAAGUUUACACGCAAUGUGUAUUGGAAGGUUAUCCUAUGCAAUUACUUCGAGGAAAUCCGUUACAGAUGACUGCAAAGAAGUUUAUAGAAGAUAUAAUGAGACAACUAGGAGUUGACUCGAAGAACAGAAGUAACUUGCUUGUUGUAUCAGUUGUAGGAGCGCAGAAAUCUGGCAAAUCUACAUUGCUCAAUUACUUGUUUGGUUGUGGGUUUGCUACAAGAGCGGGAAGAUGCACGAAGGGUUUGUAUGCUUCAUUCGCACGCAUAUCGGACGGAAGAUAUCUUUUAGUUCUUGAUUCGAAAGGGCUUUUGUCUUUGGAAGGAGGUGGUCACGUGUUUGACAAUCAAAUUACGGUGAUGGCUAUGGCUUAUUAA